Molecule: messenger RNA, 1232 nt
Organism: Caenorhabditis angaria
Lineage: Eukaryota; Metazoa; Nematoda; Chromadorea; Rhabditida; Rhabditidae
Source: the annotation of a GenBank genome assembly
AUGAAAGUAGCUGUGAAUUUGCUUGGAAAUGUUUCUCGGCAUCAACAAUUUAUUACUUUGAGGUGAGAUAUUCUUUUUGGAAUAUUUUUUGAAUUUAUAGUUUUUCAGAGCAGCCAGCACAAGUUUGCAAGGAAAUGGACCACUGAAAACCAAUUGGAAAACCGAUACUGUGUAUCUUUAUCAAUUUCCUCGACCGGCCAACAAAAUUCCGAAUUUGUCACCAUUUUGUUUGAAAAUCGAGACUUUUCUUCGCGCCAAUCAAAUCAAACAUGAAGUUAUUGGAACUUGGUUGACUUUGAGACAAUCGCCAAAAGGAUUGUUGCCAUUUAUUGAAUUGAAUGGACAACAAAUUAGUGAUUCUCAAAUUAUUAUUUGGAAAUUGCAAAAACAUUUUGAUUUGAAGGUCAGUUUUUAUGGAUUGCUUGUUUGAUUGAAAUAUUGUCAGUACGAACUUUUUGACCUUUGCAAACGGAUUGAUAAAACCUAGAAAACCCAAUAUUAUUAUGUGUUCCAAAUUUUUAAAGUUGCUUUAAAUUCUAAAAGUUCCAUCAACUUUCAUCUAUUUGCCAAAACAAUAGUUUCUUCAAAAAAUAGUCUUCAGGAUGAAUUAGAAGAUCGAGAACGUGGAAUUGCUCGAGCAAUCGAAAGAAUGGUUGAUGUUUCUACAAAUUAGUGAGUUUUUUCAUUUUAAAAAUUCUCAUAAAAUCUCCUAAAACUUCAGUGCUCUUCUCGUUGAUAAAUCAGUCAACAAUGCGCAUCUUCUUCUAAGUCGCCAAGUGAGCAAUGCUCCAAUUCCUGCUUUUUUGACAAAUUAUCUCGCCAAAGGAUUCAGUCAAACUGUAGGUUCCAAAUUUAUGGUCUUUGAUUGAAGUGUUUAUUUUUUCAGAUUUCCAAGCGUGUAAACGCAGUUUUGGGAAAAUUAGACAAAGAAGAACUGAAAGAAUUAUUGAGACGAGAUAUUCAGGCAAUUGAUGAUGUUUUAGGAGACAAAAAAUUCUUGUUUGGUGAUCGAAUCACAUCGGUUUGUUUUUUCUUCUUUAAAUAUUUUCAAUUUGUUAUCAAAUUCAAUCAUUUUCCAGACAGAUUGCACUGUUUUUGGCCAAUUAGCAGCUGUUGCUUAUUUACCGUAUCGUCAAAAAAUCACUGAUCUUUUGGAAGAUGAUUAUCCAAGAGUUCAAAAAUAUUUGGAUCGUAUCCGAUCGCAUUAUUAUCCUGAAUGGAGAGACGAUUAA